AUGCAGAGCGAGGACUUCUCCGCCGAGUUGCUACAGCUUUAUUAUCAACGACUUUUUCCGUACCAGCAGAUAGUCCAGUGGCUCAGCUACGACAAAGGUGAGGCGUAUUUUUUUCGACGCGAGCUCUCGUAUACGCUCGAGAACGACACGUACAUCCGGUACAAGUCGUUCCACAAUGCUGUGGAACUCAAGACCAGCAUGAACGCGACGCUGCCUUUUAAAAUUGAUAUCGGAGCCGUCUUCUCCGCGUCUCCUGUUGACAAGGGCAAAGUCAGUACGGCCGAUUUUACGCCCCAGCAGCGCGAGCUCGUGUUUGAUAUCGAUCUGACGGACUACGACGACAUUCGAACGUGCUGUGACGGGGCAUCAAUUUGCAGUCGCUGCUGGCAGUUCAUGGUUGCUGCCGUGGAGGUGCUUAAUGCUGCGUUACGGGACGAUUUCGGCUUUGAACACAUUCUCUGGGUCUACUCUGGACGUCGUGGAAUCCAUUGCUGGGUCGCAGACGAAAGAGCUCGGGAGCUUGAAAAUGAAGCCAGGUCUGCUGUGGUGGGGUACCUGACGCUCGUGGAAGGCAAUGAAAACUCUGCUCGUAAAGUCAAGUUGCGUGAACCGCUGCAUCCGUCGCUCGAUCGGGCGUACCAUGUACUGGAACCUAUGUUCGAGAGCACAAUUUUGUCAGACGAGGGUCAAGGAGUUUUAUGUAACGAGAAGCACUGGGUUAAGUUGUUGGCGAUGGUGCCUGAUGAGGAUAUUCGAGCCAACAUGAUGCGUCGAUGGGGUACCACAAGCUGCAAAUCGAGUCCCGGAGAGAAGUGGCGUGAACUUAGGGAGGCUGUGGAGAAACAAGUGGUCAGAAAUACAAAUGCCAUGCGUGGUGGUAGCAGCCUCAAGCGGCCGACACCGAACAGUGAUGCCAAUAAGCGCUUUGCAGCAGCCGAUCUGCGCACGUGUCUGCAGGAAAUUGUACUGGCGUACCUGUAUCCACGACUAGAUGCCAACGUGUCGAAGCAACGGAAUCACUUGUUGAAGAGUCCAUUCGCUGUGCACCCCAAGACGGGCCGUGUAUGCGUACCCAUUGACACAACGUAUAUGGAGAAGUUUGAUCCGUUCACGGUUCCUACACUGGGCCAGUUGCACGAGGAACUGGACUCGGACAAGGCCACUACGAGCAUGACAAAGUAUGUGGAUUUUUUCGAGUCUUCGUUCUUAAAGCCGUUGGCUGCAGCAGCUAAGCGAAAAGAGCGCGAGGCUCGUGAGAGUGACGCCGCAAUGACUGGCGACUGGUAG
Messenger RNA from Peronospora matthiolae, 1287 nucleotides. NCBI's taxonomy places the organism in Eukaryota, Oomycota, Peronosporomycetes, Peronosporales, Peronosporaceae. The record is from the annotation of a GenBank genome assembly.